AUGGAAACGGUGUGGAGGACCUUGGUCUGCAUUGGCAUCGUUGUCAUGGCGGCUACCGAAGUCGCAGGAAGUCGAACUGCUGAGGAGUCGCAGGCUGCGUUCCUCUCCAGCCUGGACCAGUAUGAGAUUGCCAUCCCAGUGCGUGUGGGGCGGCGGGGUGAGGCUCUGACCGUUGAGGGAAGCCCUCAACCGCACGACCGCCACCGCCGUAGCGCGGAGACGCAACAGGCCGAUCCGCAGCUGUACUACCAUCUCUCCACACCAAGCACCAGCCUCCUGCUCAACCUGACCCUCCAGGGGGGGCUGCUCUCACGCCAGUUCCGUGUGGAGUACUGGAGAAGGGGGCGUCUGGCCUGGAGCCGUCCCUAUGCCCCUAAUUGCCACUAUGUGGGUCACCUACAGAAUCAACCGCACUCUACCGCAGUCGCCCUCACCAACUGCAAUGGCCUGCAGGGGGUGAUUGUUGCUGGUGGAGAGGAGUACCUCAUUGAGCCACUUGCCUCAGCUGAAAACCACACAAACAUCGACGGGAGGGAGGGACGCCCCCAUGUGGUCUAUAAAAGGUCGUCCCUGCGACACCAGUAUAUGGACCAGUCCUGUGGAGUCAUUGAUGAGAAACCAAGUAAGAGCUUCAGUUGGUGGCAAAGGACAAUGAAGGCCUCCCCUAACCAGAUGGGACGCGGUCAGCUGCCACUCAAACGGUCGGUGAGCAGGGAGCGUUACGUGGAGACAUUGGUAGUGGCCGAUAAGAUGAUGGUGGGAUACCACGGACGGAGAGACAUCGAGCAGUACAUUCUAGCUGUCAUGAAUAUUGUUGCCAAACUGUUCCAGGACUCUAGUCUGGGGAAUGCAGUCAACAUCGUGGUGACUCGCCUCAUCCUGCUGAUGGAGGACCAGCCAACUCUGGAGAUCAACCACCAUGCAGGGAAAUCUUUAGACAGCUUCUGCAAGUGGCAGAAAUCCAUCCAGAACCGGAACGGGCACGGCAACGCGAUCCCCGACAACGGCAUCGCCCAUCAUGACACAGCCGUACUCAUCACCAGGUACGACAUCUGCAUCUACAAAAAUAAACCGUGCGGAACCUUAGGCCUGGCUCCUGUUGGGGGGAUGUGUGAGCCAGAGAGAAGCUGCAGCAUAAACGAAGACAUCGGCCUGGCCACAGCGUUCACCAUCGCUCACGAGAUCGGACACACAUUUGGGAUGAACCACGAUGGUGUGGGAAAUGCAUGCGGUGCUCGUAGCCAGGAGACAGCCAAGCUAAUGGCUGCUCACAUCACCAUGAAGACCAAUCCUUUUGUGUGGUCCGCCUGCAGCCGCGAUUACAUCACCAACUUCCUCGAUUCAGGCAUGGGCUCCUGCCUCAACAAUGUUCCACCCAAACAGGAGUUUGUGUACCCCUCCACGGCCCCAGGCCAGGCCUAUGACGCAGACGAACAAUGCCGCUUCCAGUACGGAGUAAAAUCUCGCCAGUGUAAAUACGGGGAAGUAUGCAGCGAGUUGUGGUGUAUGAGCAAAAGUAACCGUUGCAUCACCAGUAGCAUCCCGGCAGCAGAGGGAACCAUCUGCCAAACCAACACCAUAGAGAAAGGUUGGUGCUAUAAAAGAGUGUGUGUGGCCUAUGGAACAAGGCCAGAGGGUGUAGAUGGUGGGUGGGGCCUUUGGUCGCCGUGGGAGGAGUGCAGUCGUACGUGUGGGGGCGGAGUCUCCUCCUCCAUUCGGCACUGUGACAGCCCCAGGCCAACCAUCGGUGGAAAGUAUUGUCUCGGAGAGAGGAAACGCUUCAGAUCUUGUAAUAUUGAUGAGUGCCCAGCCGGAUCGCAGGAUUUCCGAGCCAUUCAGUGCUCCCAAUUCGACAGCGUUCCUUUCCGCGGGAAAUUCUACACCUGGAAGCCUUACAGAGGAGGUGGGGUGAAAUCCUGUUCACUGAACUGCUUGGCUGAGGGAUAUAACUUUUACACCGAGCGCGCCCCGGCUGUGGUGGACGGCACGCCGUGUCGUGACGAUUCUCUGGACGUCUGCGUUAACGGAGAGUGCAAGCACGUGGGCUGCGAUCGAAUCCUGGGCUCCGACGUGCGUGAGGACCGCUGCAGGGUGUGCGGGGGAGACGGCAGCAGCUGCGAGGCCAUCGAGGGCGUUUUCAACGACUCUCUUCCUGAAGGAGGUUAUGAGGAAGUGGUGAGAAUUCCCAAAGGAUCAGUGUUCAUACAUAUCCAGGAGCUCAACGUCUCCCUCAAUUACUUGGUGCUGAAGAGUAAAGGGGACCAGUACUUUAUUAACGGUAAACUGACCAUCGACACCCCCCGUCGCUUUGACAUCGCUGGGACCACUUUUCAUUACCGGCGGCCCGCUGACGGACCAGAGACCCUGGAGGCCCUGGGACCCACCAACAUGUCGCUUAUCGUCAUGGUGUUGGUGAGAGAGGAGAAUCCAGGGAUUCAUUACCGGUUCAAUCCACCAGUGAGUCGGGACCCGCUCAGCGGAUACGCGUGGCACUACACCUCCUGGUCCCGCUGCUCUGCUCUCUGUGCAGGGGGCGUACAGAUCCAGCAGGUCGUGUGUAAGAAACAGGCCGAUCACUCGGUGGUUUACAAUCAUUUCUGUGACAAGAAAAGCAAACCCAAAGACAAGAAACGGGCCUGCAACUCAGAACCCUGCUCUCCCACAUGGUGGGUGGGGGACUGGUCAGAGUGUAGCCGGAGCUGUAACGGAGGAGUGAGAACGCGGGAUGUGCUCUGCAAAAGGAAGAUAUCCGGAACGGAGGAGAAAGUCCUGGACGACCAAGCCUGUACCCCCCCACGACCCCCCCUCACCGAACCCUGCAACAACCACACGUGCCCUCCGGAGUGGCUUGCCCUGGACUGGUCUGAGUGCACGCCCAGCUGUGGUCCCGGUUACAGGCAUCGGGUCGUCUUGUGCAAAAGCGGGGAGAGCGGAGACACGCUGCCGGAGUCGGAGUGCCCGAAACAAGGGCGUCCCACCACUAGGGUGCGCUGUAACCUGCAGCGCUGCCCACCGCCGCAUUGGAUCACUGGACCGUGGGGUGAGUGCUCAGCUCAGUGCGGCCUUGGCCAGCAGAUGCGUUCUGUGCAGUGUCUGUCACACACUGGCCAGCUGUCCAAUGAGUGUCCAGAGCUGCUGAGGCCCUCAGCGAUGCAACAGUGCACCAGCACCUGUGACCUCAACCCUACAGACAACCCCGAGGAAUGCAAAGAUGUGAACACGGUGGCAUACUGCCCCCUGGUGCUCAGGUUCAAGUUCUGCAGCCGCCCAUACUUCAGACAGAUGUGCUGCAAAACCUGCCAAGGACACUGA
Messenger RNA from Chanos chanos (milkfish), 3312 nucleotides. It is a transcript of the gene adamts10, whose product is annotated as ADAM metallopeptidase with thrombospondin type 1 motif, 10. The record is from RefSeq and is a predicted model, not a curated record. Gene Ontology annotation, cellular component: extracellular matrix. The transcript is spliced from 24 exons. Gene Ontology annotation, biological process: proteolysis; extracellular matrix organization. The coding region runs from base 1 to 3312 and encodes 1103 amino acids. NCBI's taxonomy places the organism in Eukaryota, Metazoa, Chordata, Actinopteri, Gonorynchiformes, Chanidae. Gene Ontology annotation, molecular function: metalloendopeptidase activity.